Messenger RNA from Hevea brasiliensis (rubber tree), 2171 nucleotides. RefSeq names its product 26S rRNA (cytosine-C(5))-methyltransferase NOP2B. The transcript has 18 exons. Bases 172 to 2049 code for a protein of 625 amino acids. Gene Ontology annotation, biological process: rRNA base methylation; maturation of LSU-rRNA. Gene Ontology annotation, molecular function: RNA binding; rRNA (cytosine-C5-)-methyltransferase activity. NCBI's taxonomy places the organism in Eukaryota, Viridiplantae, Streptophyta, Magnoliopsida, Malpighiales, Euphorbiaceae. Gene Ontology annotation, cellular component: nucleolus. The record is from RefSeq and is a predicted model, not a curated record.
UUGUAGACACUCUCUGUCUCUCCUCUCGCAGUCGCUUCGAUAUUCAGUGUUUUAAACCCUAAACCCUAGCCGACUAUAAGAAGAAAGGAAAGGCACAUAGGAAGGAGAAGGAGACCACUGAAUUCUAGCUUUCCAUCUCACUGUACAAUAUACAUAACUGACCUAGCUUUAAUGGCCCCUGCUGCACUUAACAAAACAAAAGGCUCAAAAUUACAGAAACCUCCACCAAAAAAAAAGCCAAAGAAUGAUAUUUUCACUGAAAAACACCUAAAGGAAGAUGACAUUUUGGAUGAUUCUGGUAGCUCAGAUGAAGAAGUAGAAGACCAGGAAGAGUUUGAUAUAGAUGAGCAGGGAUCUGCUUCUGGUUCUGAUAUCCUUUCUGAUGGUGAUGAUACAUUCACUGAUGAUUUUCUGCAAGGAAAUGAUGAUGAAGAGAAAGUUUCAAGUUCAGAUUCUGGUAAGGAUUCAGGUUCAGAUUCUGGUUCAGAUUCAGAUUCUCGUUCAGAUUCAGAUGAAUCUGAUAUUGAGAAAAAGUCAAGAGCUCUUGAUGAACGAAAGGCAAGGGAAGAAAAAGAUGCUGAAGAAGAAAUGCGGCUCAACAUUGCAGAAGAACAUGAUGAAUUCAGAUUGCCCACCAAGGAGGAACUUGAAGAUGAAGCACACAGGCCUCCAGAUCUUCCAAAUAUCCAGAGGAGGAUAAGAGAGAUUGUGCGAGUGCUUUCAAAUUUUAAAGAUUUGAAGCAAGAGGGGACUAGAAGAAAGGAUUACAUUGAGCAGUUUAAGAUGGAUUUAUGUUCAUACUAUGGUUACAAUGAUUUCCUUAUUGGGGUUUUUGUUGAGAUGUUCCCAGUUAAUGAACUCAUAGAACUUGUUGAGGCUUUUGAAAAGCCACGACCAAUAUGUUUACGCACAAAUACUUUAAAGACGCGGAGACGGGAUUUGGCUGAUGUACUCUUAAACAGAGGAGUAAACCUUGAUCCUUUAAGCAAGUGGUCAAAGGUUGGAUUGGUUGUUUAUGAUUCACAAGUGCCUAUUGGUGCUACUCCAGAAUAUAUGGCUGGUUUCUACAUGCUGCAAAGCGCGAGCUCAUUCUUGCCUGUGAUGGCCCUUGCUCCUCAAGAAAAGGAACGGAUUGUUGAUAUGGCGGCUGCACCUGGUGGUAAAACAACUUAUAUUGCUGCUCUUAUGAAAAAUAGUGGAAUAAUUUAUGCAAAUGAGAUGAAGGUACCAAGACUAAAGUCACUUACUGCAAAUCUGCAUCGCAUGGGAGUGACAAACACCAUUGUUUGUAACUAUGACGGCAGGGAGCUUACCAAGGUUUUGGGUCACAAUGCUGUUGAUAGGGUGUUGUUGGAUGCUCCUUGCAGUGGGACUGGGGUCAUAUCUAAAGAUGAAUCUGUUAAAACCUUUAAAAGCUUUGAAGAGAUACAGAAAUGUGCCCAUUUGCAGAAGCAAUUGAUUCUUGCUGCAAUUGACAUGGUCGAUGCAAGCUCAAAAUCUGGGGGAUACAUUGUUUACUCCACAUGUUCCAUGAUGGUUGCUGAGAAUGAAGCAGUCAUCAACUAUGCUCUUAAAAUGAGGGAUGUCAAACUUGUCCCAUGUGGACUUGACUUUGGGCGUCCAGGGUUUAUCAGGUUUAGGGAACACCGUUUUCACCCAUCUUUGGAAAAGACAAGACGUUUCUACCCUCAUGUAAACAACAUGGAUGGAUUUUUUGUGGCAAAGUUGAAGAAAAUGAGCAAUUCAAUACCUACUGUUGCACCAUCUGAACCUUUAGAAUCAGUUGAACAAGCUUCUGUACCAAAUGAGAGCAACAGGGAAAAGAAAAUUGCAGAGCCUUUGAAGAAAACAGGUGCUAUGAAAAAAGGUGGGGGACUAAUUAAUGGCGUGUCUGAUAAUAGAAAUGUGGAAUCCCCAUCCCCUGCCGAGAACAGAAAGAAAAGAAAAUUUCCAUCCAGAGAGGAAAUCUCAAAAGUCAGAGAGGAGAAGAGAAGAGCUUUGAGGGAAGGCAAAAAGAAGACAGCAAGGAAGAGUGGCACUAAAGAAUGACCAGCUAGUUACAUAACAAAAGCAUGGUAACUGAUAUUUUUAUUUGGUCAUACAAAGAUGUAUUUGCUAGAAGUAACAUACUUGUGCAAAAUCACAGUAGGAAAUGCAUAAACCUUUCACCA